This is a messenger RNA of Cylindrotheca closterium, 1200 nucleotides long. The record is from the annotation of a GenBank genome assembly. Lineage: Eukaryota; Bacillariophyta; Bacillariophyceae; Bacillariales; Bacillariaceae.
AUGGACAUAGCUAGAACACUUCCAUCAGCCCCCUCUCCAUUGUCCACAGCCAUCUUCAAUGGGCUACGUCUACUAUCACCAAAAACAUGGGUAGGUUUGCUACAAGUCAGCUCUCGAAGUCCCUUUUCGGAGUUUGAGCUGGAAACCUUCAUCAUUGCGACAGUGGGCAUUGUGCUUCCGGUUUCAAUUCUCUUGUAUUCUACCACGCUCUUUGAAUCCAUGCAACAUACACGGCCUCAGCUGGAAAGCGUUCUUGCGUUGUCACCUUGGGUUUGGCAAUGCAUUUGGCAAUUUUGCAAUCAGAUGUACAAGUUUGCCGUUACAGUGAUUUCAAAUUUCCGAAACAGAACCAAAGCAUUGCCUUCCGCCAUUCAAGAAUUGCAGACCCGGCUUUCCAAUCAGCGGGCGUAUCAAACAAGAAGAUAUACUGUAUAUUUGCCGAAACAGGAUUUGCCACAGAUGGAUAGUCGUACCGGUAAAGCAAAAGCAUCUAAAUCAACCAAAUCAGCGGUUGGUGGAGGGAUGGCAGGUCCUACCAAGGUAAUGGUUUUAUUUCCUGGGGCAUUGGUUCCGGGUGAGGCGUAUUCGGAACUAGCCGGGCGUCUAUCUGACAGUGGAUUGAUUGUCGUUGUUCCAUCCUUGGAACCUUGUUUGUACGCGGCUCCCAAUCUUGGCACUGAUGUUGACACGUUUUGUCGGAUGGUGAAAAAAGUGCAAGAUGAAUUAAAAUUAGAUCCAGUACGCACAGAAUGGGUGAUUGGUGGGCAUUCCAUGGGAGCAUUCGGGGCAAUGAGACUAUUUCACCAGUACAAUAAGCAGAGACAAUUGGACAUGUGGAAGUACCUACUGGACCAUGUAAUUCCAAUGAGAGUAAAAGACUUGGUUCUUAUCGGUGUGACACCCUUUGUGAAAGAGUGUACAGACCUAUCGAGAUACGACGAUGCGAGAAGGAACCGAAUACUGCUGAUACAAGCAACUGAUGAUGUGCUGAUGAAAAUUCUAGGGGAUGGACUAGACGAGCUGUACACGAACUUUCCAGACGCUACAACCAUACGGAAAGAUAUUGUCGGGGGAACACACCAUGGCUUUGCCAGCUACAACGAUGAAAAUGGACAAAUUACGAUGCAAGAACAGCAGGACCAAGUCUGUGAACACAUUGUCGAGUUCUUGCAACUCAAAGGUAGAGAAAAUGUUCUUUAG